CCAACGACUAGGCCAACUAACCCUGCUUUAGGUCGUUAACUCAAUCCAAUUAUUUUCCUCGUUCCAUUGUUAGCUGGCUAAUCUACAUAUACUCCACUAAUAGCUAUAAUAAACUUGGCCUCCUACAACAGCACAUCCAGCCCAUCAAGUAACAAAAGUCUAUCUAUACAAACAGCCACUACAAAAAAUGCAGUCAACGCUUCCCGGACCAUGUGAGUUCGUCGUGACAUCUCUCCACGGAAGCGCCGCCAUUUCCGACGGCGAAUUUCCCAUCAAUAUCAGCCCUUCCAGCCGAGGUGCCAUAAUUACUGCAAAAGCUGUUGGGAUUGGCAAGAUUCAUUUCGCACUGCCCACGCUACGGUCCCUGGAAGAGGAAACGACUCUCGGUAAACUCACCGGCUAUGCAAUUGCGUCCACAAGACUCGAAGUGCUUGUUUCCCCGCACGGUCAGCCAGCCACAAACAGCCAUUCCAAGAUCAUACAAGUCGAACUCUAUGCAGGGCGAGAUCAAGUCGGGAGCUGGGAGAACUCAGAUGACGAUUGCUUGCCUACCAAUCAAGACGUGAGGCUUGAUGUAGAUGCUGACAUUGUGGGAGCGGGGGAUAAUCCUUUUACUGAUAACCCAAGUGGGCUUUGUGUAACCCUCACAGCAGAGUUUGUGAGCAGCGAGUCUGCGCUACUUGUUUCGUCUGUUGCUUUAGUGCAAACAGUUGGCCCAAGGAAGAAAGUUAAUUAA
Molecule: messenger RNA, 736 nt
Organism: Fusarium redolens
Lineage: Eukaryota; Fungi; Ascomycota; Sordariomycetes; Hypocreales; Nectriaceae
Exons: 2
Coding region: 188-736 (182 amino acids)
Source: RefSeq, a predicted model, not a curated record